UUGUCUUGUUUUGUUUCAUUCGCACAAUUGUUAGAAAGAGUUGCUCUAAGAAGAGAUCUACGAUGAACGUCUUGUUUACAAGUCUUUUCAUACUGGCCUUAGCUAGAGUAAGCACUUGCGGUAUUGGUUUUGACGAUGAUGAAUAUUACAAAGAUUAUUACGGAAAUGACGAAUGCUACGAUAAAUGUGAUAACACAAGAGAAUGCAGAGCUUUGGAUAGAUAUCCAAGAAAUAAAGCAAAAAGAUGUUUAGAUUUUCUUGAAGACAAAUGCUUCGACUCCGAUAAUCCUAAGCAGUGUCUGGAUUAUUUGGCAAGAAGAAAACAGCCGAGAUGUCCAAGCGGUAUUUUGAGGAAUGCAGUACCGUGUUUGAAGUGUGAAACAGAUUGCGAAGAUGAAGAAUAUUAUUAUGGUGGUGGUUACUCAGGCCCUGAUAUAGGCGAUCGAGAACUUUCUAGAAAACAAAAACAAUGCCUUAAUAAGUGUAAUGCUACAAAAGAAUGUAUCACAUUGUACAAAGCAAACAAGGAUCAUAUGGAUAAAUGCAAAACAUUUUCUUCUGAUGCAUGUGGAGACCAACUGAAAUUAGUCGAUUGCUUGGAACUAACCCAAAGUAAGGUCGAUUCAAAGUGUCCCCAGACUUUCAGAAAAGAUGCUCUCACUUGCAUGAAAUGUGAAGAUAAUUGCAUCACAGAUGACGAAGAUGUAUUUGAGGAUGUGGAAGAAAAAGAAAAGAUUUGUCUCGCUGAAUGUUCAAAGACGCCAAGUUGUAUGAUCAUGGACGGAGCCUCAGAACCGAGAAUGCAAUCAUGCAUGGCUCUUACAAAAUCACGAUGUGAAAUCGACGAGGACGAUAAACUUGUGCAAUGUUUGGAAAGCAUUUCCGACGUCAGCAGCAUUGGUUGUCCAAAAAUUUUCAGAAAAAGUGCGAUCAUGUGUUUGAAAUGUGACAAUAAAUGCACUGCCACAGCAUCCGAGGGAGCAGAUAAACAUAUGCACAAAUUAAUUGGUGGCGGAAAAUGUGAAGCUGAAUGUGACGUAAUGCCAGAGUGUAAAGCAUUGGAUGAAGCUACAUUUAACACUGGAUUUUUAUGCAAUAUAUAUAUUUUGGCAAAGUGUGCAAUGUCAGGUAAUGUGACUCAGUGCAUUAGUGGUCUGAGCACCGCUGAUGCAGAUAAAACUUGUCCAGUCGACUACAGAAAAAAUAUGAUUGCCUGCAUGAAUUGUGAUGACAAAUGUCAGAAAAAUCAGGAAGGGGAAAAGAAGGAAGACACGGAAGAAUGCUUCGAUGAAUGUUCAGAGACUUCAUCAUGUAUAUCAGUCGAUCACGCAGGUGAUAAGAUGAUGAGAAGAUGCAAGACUUUUAUCGAUAUAAAUUGUGAUAAAACGACUGAUGCGAUAGAUUGUCUCGAAAAAAGUACUAAAUAUGACAUAACCUGCCCUGCAGCUUUUCGAAAGAAAUUGUCGGAAUGCAUGAAAUGUGAUAGGGAAUGCGAGAAUCCGACCACAAUGCCCAAAUACGGCACCUGUGCUCACGAUCGAAUGCAGGCGAUGAAAGGAGACAUGAUGAUUGGUAAAUUUAUUCCACAAUGUGAUGGUGACGGAAACUACAAGACGCAGCAAUGUAGUGCUAGUUCAGGAUAUUGUUGGUGCGUCGAUAAGAUGGGUAAAGAGCGGGAGGGAACGCGAACACCGCCGGGACGACCAGCUGCCAAUUGUGAUGCUCCAACUCCUCCAAUGCCGAAAAAAGGUACAUGUACUUAUGCUCGAAUGCUUGCAAAGCAAGGAGGAAUGGUACCAGGUAAAUUUAUUCCACAAUGUGAUGAUGAAGGAAAUUACAAAACACAGCAAUGCAGUGCUAGUUCAGGAUAUUGUUGGUGUGUUGACAAAAUGAUGGGUAGAGAACUGGAAGGAACAAAAACGCCACCAGGGCAACCUCCGUCUAAUUGUGCUUCUCCAAACAUUGAGGUUGCCCCACCUCCACAGAAACCGCAGUUGCCGGUAACACCGCCAGCGUGCACCGAGUCCUGCUUACAACAUUGUGCCAAGAAAAGAAAUGUGAUCAAGCCUGACUGCAUGGCAUGUAUAAGAACCGAUUGUGAUGGAUCAAAAGUGAAUGGAUGUGUGAAAAAAUCAAUUGAAGUAGGUUGUCGAUCAAGGUGCUUUUUGGAUGAAGAAGAAGCUAGGAGGAAAGCUUGUACCGAAUGCACCGAUAAUUGCUCUUCUUUAUCUGAGCCAUAGAAACUUAUCUUGAUGCUUUCUCUUUCAAAAAGAUAGAAUGAAGAAUGUACAACAUAUUACUGAGUUUUCUGGCUAUUUCCUAUAAAUAAAAAUAACUUUGAAAAGUAGUAAUUGUUUAUGCUUUAUCGAUUGCAA
Molecule: messenger RNA, 2375 nt
Organism: Styela clava
Lineage: Eukaryota; Metazoa; Chordata; Ascidiacea; Stolidobranchia; Styelidae
Source: RefSeq, a predicted model, not a curated record